This is a messenger RNA of Drosophila albomicans, 1805 nucleotides long. Its product is annotated as protein O-glucosyltransferase 2-like. Gene Ontology annotation, molecular function: protein binding; glucosyltransferase activity. NCBI's taxonomy places the organism in Eukaryota, Metazoa, Arthropoda, Insecta, Diptera, Drosophilidae. The coding region runs from base 42 to 1544 and encodes 500 amino acids. The record is from RefSeq and is a predicted model, not a curated record. Gene Ontology annotation, cellular component: endomembrane system. The transcript is spliced from 3 exons.
UCUCACUUACAAACAUUUUAGUGUAAAUAAAACGAAUCUCAAUGUUGUUGCAAAUAUUGUAUAUUACAUUUAUAUUUAACUUGCGAUUAACACUCUGCAAGGAACAAGUUGUCGAUGUGAAGAAAAGUUUAGUCUGGGGGCCUGGACUUAAGCCCGAUCACAUUGUGCUGCCGGCUCGAUACUUUUUCAUCCAUGCAGUCGACGAGAGCGGAAAAAAGUUUUCAUCCCCCACGAAUGCAAAGUUCAAAGUGCAAAUAAAAGGCAAUUCGCCGCACGGAAAAUGCCGCUCGAACAUCAAUAUUAUUGAUCGAGGCGACGGUUCAAAUAUUGUCCGCUAUACGAUUGGUGAUUGGUGUGAAAAUGUGGAGAUUGAUGUGCAAUACAAUAAUUCGCAUGUGGCACAAUCCCCCUAUUUUAUACGCAACAAGGUCUACUCGGAGCGUUGCUACUGUCCACAGGAACUCAAUCUGUGGCUGCUCAACAAUGAUUGUUCCGAUUUCUCGGCGGACAAACAGAUCGCUUGGGACUUGCAUUCAUUCAAGCGCGUCAAUUUCAGUGCCAUACGCGAUAAUCUAUUAAAGCGGUACAAUGCCCCCGAGAGUAUCUCGUUGUGCCAUUACGUGGUGAAGAACCAGGAAGUUUGGCGCAAGUGCUAUGGCAAAUACACGGGCUUCAAGAUGUUCAUGGAUGCCACAUUGUCGGCCUUGGCACGCGUUGUCUACUUGCCAGACAUGGAGUUCUACUUGAAUCUCGGCGAUUGGCCGCUGUCGAAGAAAGGCGGGCAGCAGCGCACCUCGGGUCCGUAUCCGAUCUUCUCUUGGUGUGGCAGUGAUGACACCUACGACAUAACAUUGCCGACAUAUGACAUUACCGAGUCCACCAUUGAGAAUAUGGGACGGGUUAUGCUGGACAUGUUGUCGGUGCAGAAGAGUGAAUAUCCCUGGGAGACCAAAGAGGAGAAGGCAUUCUUUCGCGGCCGGGACUCACGGCGAGAGCGCUUGCAAUUGAUUGAUCUGGCUAGAAAGUAUCCAGACCUGAUCAAUGCGUCAAUAACGAAUUUCUUUUUCUUUCGCAAUGAGGAGGAUAAAUACGGUCCAAAGGUGCCGCACAUUUCGUUCAUGGAUUUUUUCAGAUACAAAUAUCAGCUAAAUAUCGAUGGAGCUGUUGCAGCGUAUCGUCUACCCUAUUUACUGGCUGGCGGUUCCCUGGUCUUUAAACAAGAUUCGCAUUAUUACGAACAUUUCUACAGCAAGCUGGUUGCCUACAAGCAUUUUGUACCCAUCAAGCGUGAUUUGAGCGAUGUAAUCGAAAAAAUAACAUGGGCCAAAGAAAACGAGUCGCGCGUUAAGGAAAUCGUGUCGACAGCACGCGCAUUCGUUGAGGAGAAUCUCAUGCCACAACAUAUCUAUUGUUACCACAUGGUAUUGUUUAAAGAGUGGAGCACGCGUCUUAUAGCACCAGUCGAUGUCUUUCCCGACAUGGAGAAACUUAACUUUAGCCACACUUGCACCUGCAAGGAGAAGCAACUUAGAGACGAACUCUAAAGCUCUUUGGAAUCAUCUUAACAUGUAGAUUUUUACAUCUAUAUUUAUCGAAGUAUUUAUGUCCACUACAUUGAUUGUAGCUUUAGUGUCCCCUCAUCACUCAUUCCAGAAUCUAUCAUAGUUUGUACACAUCCACCAUAUUGAUAUACUUUUACAAGAUAUUAGAGAAAUGUAAGUGAAGAAACAUUUGACACGUUUCGGUUUCGUAUUUUAUGUACUUUUCUACAAAUAAAUUGAACUUAAUAGGAUAUCUAUAUAGCA